Messenger RNA from Eupeodes corollae, 970 nucleotides. RefSeq names its product protein FAM210A-like. The transcript is spliced from 3 exons. Gene Ontology annotation, cellular component: mitochondrion. NCBI's taxonomy places the organism in Eukaryota, Metazoa, Arthropoda, Insecta, Diptera, Syrphidae. The coding region runs from base 149 to 892 and encodes 247 amino acids. The record is from RefSeq and is a predicted model, not a curated record.
UACCUCUCUUUUGGGCUUUGACAAGUCACGUCUUACGAAGGGUUUUUGGUUUUGGUUGAAUCGAAAAAAUGCUAAUUUUGUCCUGAAAAGAAAAAUAAAUAAAAUUAAAUUAUAAUUAAUUACCAACCUAUCACAAGUAGAAUAACAAAUGUCUGCUUUAAAGUUAUUGUCGUUCACAACGAGCUGUUUAGCUCGAAGUGGUGUUGGACGAAGUCAAAAUAAAUAUCUCCUACCGACCGGCAUAUCAAUUUUCAACAAAAACUACAUAAAUUCCUGGGCACCUAAGCAAUCAGCCUUAACCUAUCCACUUAAUGGUGAAUUGAGACUUCUGGCAACCACUCCAUUUGGGCUGAAUAAUUAUUCUAGCAAUACUCCAAAAUUCAGUACAAAACGUCCAAUCAAAGCAGAUGACAGUGACAAGUCAACCCCAUUAGUGGACCCUACCAAUGCUGAUGAUUUAAUUUUCGGUGAAGCUUCGAAAUUAACUCAGUUCCAGAAGUUUAAACUGAUGUACAAGAAGUACUGGUAUGUCUUGAUUCCAGUGCAUGUAGUAACUUCUAUAAGUUGGAUUGCCGGCUUCUAUUAUCUUUCAAAGAGUGGAGUUGACAUUCCAUCCAUGCUCCAGUAUAUACAUCUUAGUGAGACAAUAAUUGAUAAGGUCAAAAAUUCAGACAUGGGUCAUUACGCAAUAGCAUAUCUAUGCUAUAAGGUGAUAACACCAUUGCGGUAUGCAGUGAGCUUAGGCAUGACAACAGUUUCUAUUAAACGACUGGUAAUGGCGGGUUACAUUAAACCAAUGCCAACUAAAAAAGAAUUUAUGCAAAUGUACGAGAAGCAAAAAGCAGAUCGCGCGAAGCGCAAGGAAGAUGAAGCCAAGGCCUCAAAGGAAUAAUAAUGGCUAUAAAGUUUUACAUUGUUUUUUUUUUCAUAAUUAUAAAAUGUUAAAUACCCAUGGUUGCGGAAAUCGUUA